AUGGAUAAUACUAACACUACUCGUCCAGGGCGUGUUGUGAUGGAAGGCGUUGGGGCACGAGUGGGCCGCGGGCCAGACUGGAAGUGGGGAAAACAAGACGGCGGUGAGGGUCAUCUCGGCACCGUCAGGAAUUUCGAGUCCCCGGAAGAAGUAGUCGUCGUUUGGGACAAUGGUACCGCCGCCAACUAUCGAUGUGCCGGGGCGUACGACUUAAGAAUAGUAGACAGUGCUCCAACCGGUAUAAAACAUGAUGGUACCAUGUGUGACACUUGUCGUAUGCAGCCCAUCUUUGGAAUACGAUGGAAAUGUGCAGAGUGUCCUAACUAUGAUUUAUGCUCAGCUUGUUACCAUGGUGAUAAACAUCAUUUACGUCAUCGUUUCUAUCGAAUUAAUACCCCUGGUGGGGAUAGAGUGCCGCUUGAACCCAGAAGAAAGGCUAAAAAAGUUACUGCACGUGGUAUCUUUCCUAGUGCACGUGUGGUGCGCGGUGUUGACUGGCAGUGGGAAGACCAAGAUGGUGGUAAUGGGCGCCGGGGGAAAGUCACAGAAGUACAAGAUUGGAGUGCUUCCAGUCCUCGUAGUGCUGCUUAUGUUAUUUGGGACAAUGGAGCAAAGAAUCUUUAUAGAGUUGGAUUUGAAGGAAUGUCUGACUUGAAAGUUGUUAGUGAUGCCAAAGGAGGCACUUUCUAUCGAGAUCAUUUACCAGUUUUAGAUCUCGGUCUGAAUGGAUGGAUAAUGUCAAAAACUAGGUGGACAUUUAACCCAGCAGUUUUAACUAAAGUGCCGAACUCCAACAGUACAGUGACGAGUGCCAGUGAAACAUCAGUGUCCACUGUACCUUUCCAAGUAGGUGAUCUAGUACAGAUAUGCAGUGACUUGGAGAGAAUCAAGGUCUUACAGCGUGGUCAUGGUGAAUGGGCUGAAGCAAUGUUACCGACUUUAGGAAAGAUAGGACGUGUCCAGCAAAUAUAUCAUGAUUUAGAUUUGAAAGUUGAAGUAUGUGGGACAUCAUGGACUUACAAUCCGGCUGCUGUUACCAAGGUUGCUUCAGAUGGCACGGCAGUGGGAAGUUCAUCAGAGCGUCUAUCUGCCCUACUGAAAAAAUUAUUUGAAACACAUGUAUCUGGGGAUGUUAAUGAAGAGCUCGUGAAAACGGCUGCAAAUGGUGACAGUGUCAAGAUAGAGGAGAUUUUGAAACGAACCGAGGCUGAUGUGAAUGGUAUGUUUGCUGGUCACACUGCUUUACAAGCAGCCAGUCAAAAUGGACACAUAGACGUAGUCAAACUGCUCAUCCGACACUUUGUUGAUCUGGAAACAGAGGAUAAAGACGGAGAUCGAGCUGUUCAUCAUGCAGCAUUUGGUGAUGAAGCAAGCGUGAUUGAGUUAAUACAUAGAGCAGGUGCUGAUCUUAAUGCAAGAAAUAAAAGACGACAAACUGCGCUUCAUAUUGGGGUCAAUAAAGGUCAUAUUGGUGUUGUGAAAACCUUGUUGGAUUUGGGUUGUCAUCCAAGUUUACAGGAUACCGAAGGAGACACACCCUUGCAUGAUUCUAUCAGUAAGAAACGAGACGAUAUGCUGACAUUGUUACUAGAGAGGAAUGCUGAUAUAUGUAUAGCAAAUAAUAACGGUUUUAACGCACUUCAUCACGCUGCUUUGAGAGGAAAUCCUAGUCAAGCAUUUGAAAAAUGUCUAUGGGAGGAGGAGGCUAAGAGUGAAGCAUCUUCAGAAAAGUGGCGUAUUACAUUGACAUUGGUGGAUAUAUAUUCAAAAGAAUCUUGCAAUGGAAGAAAUAGAUUCAAAGAGCCAUUAGGAAUGAAAGAUCUUGCUAUGCGUAUCCUGCUGGCUCACCUGCCACGCCCUUGGAUCGUGGAUGAGAAGAAAGAUGAUGGCUACACAGCUUUACAUCUGGCCGCACUCAACAACCAUGUGGAAGUUGCUGAAUUGUUAGUUCAUCAGCUGCUGGUAAGAGAAGGUUGUAAAUUGGAUAUUCCUGACAAAGAUGGUGAUACCCCACUACAUGAGGCACUCCGUCACCAUACAUUAUCACAGCUCAGACAACUGCAGGAUAUGCAAGAUGUUGGAAAACUACUCAUGGGACUAGGCACCCAGGGAGCCGACAAGAAAAGCAGUGCGUCAAUUGCUUGCUUCCUGGCUGCACAUGGCGCUGAUCUCAACGUGAAAAACAAAAAAGGACAAUCACCGUUGGAUUUAUGUCCUGAUCCAAACCUCUGUAAAGCUCUUGCUAAGUGCCAUAAAGAAAAACGAAGUGAGCCGAUGGUAGCACCCAAUACUGCUACUAUUCACCCACAUCAAGUACAGGAGGCAUAUGAAGAAUGUAUGGUGUGUUCUGAUAUGAAGAGGGAUACCUUGUUUGGACCAUGUGGUCAUAUAGCUACAUGUUCGCUGUGUUCACCUAGAGUUAAAAAAUGUCUUCUGUGCAAGGAACCAGUGCAAUCCCGAACUAAGAUUGAAGAAUGUGUAGUAUGUUCUGACAAGAAAGCGUCUACGUUGUUUGAGCCAUGUGGUCACAUGUGUGCCUGCGAUAGUUGUGCAGCUUUAAUGAAGAAGUGCGUUCAGUGUCGAUCUCAUAUCGAGAAAAUGUCUCCAUUUAUUGUAUGCUGUGGCGGUAAAGGUGAGAAUGCAUAG
Molecule: messenger RNA, 2646 nt
Organism: Saccoglossus kowalevskii
Lineage: Eukaryota; Metazoa; Hemichordata; Enteropneusta; Harrimaniidae
Product: E3 ubiquitin-protein ligase MIB1
Biological process (GO): Notch signaling pathway; protein ubiquitination; endocytosis
Cellular component (GO): cytoplasm
Molecular function (GO): zinc ion binding; protein binding; ubiquitin-protein transferase activity
Source: RefSeq, a predicted model, not a curated record